Pipistrellus nathusii (Nathusius's pipistrelle) is the source of this 1770-nucleotide messenger RNA. Lineage: Eukaryota; Metazoa; Chordata; Mammalia; Chiroptera; Vespertilionidae. The record is from the annotation of a GenBank genome assembly.
AUGACGCAGGGUCCCGGCGGGCGCGCGCCCCCGGCGCCCCCCGCGGCCCCGGAGCCCGAGGCGCCCACCACCUUCUGCGCGCUGCUGCCGCGCAUGCCGCAGUGGAAGUUCGCCGCGCCGGCCGGCUUCCUGGGCCGCGGCCCGGCGGCGGCGGCGCGGGCGGCGGGGGGCGCGGGCGCGGCCGGGGGCGCGGAUCCCCAGGCGGAGCCCGCCGGCCCGGCCGGGGUCCCCGCGCUGGCGGCCGCGGUGCUGGGCGCCUGCGAGCCGCGCUGCGCCGCGCCCUGCCCGCUGCCCACACUCAGCCGCUGCCGGGCCGCGGGGGCGCGGGGGGCGCGGGGCGCGCGGGGGACGGCGGCUGGGGCCCCGGACGCGGCCGCCGCCGACGAGUGGAUCCGCAAAGGAAGCUUCAUCCACAAGCCGGCGCACGGCUGGCUGCACCCGGACGCCAGGGUCCUGGGCCCCGGGGUCUCCUACAUCGUGCGGUACAUGGGCUGCAUCGAGGUGCUACGCUCCAUGCGAUCCCUGGACUUCAACACUCGCACCCAGGUCACCAGGGAGGCCAUCAACCGACUCCAUGAGGCUGUGCCCGGAGUUCGCGGCUCCUGGAAGAAGAAGGCCCCCAACAAGGCGCUGGCCUCCAUCCUGGGCAAGAGCAACCUGCGCUUCGCCGGCAUGAGCAUUGCCAUCAGCAUCUCUACCGAUGGCCUCAACCUCUCCGUGCCUGCCACUCGCCAGAUCAUCGCCAACCACCACAUGCAGUCCAUCUCCUUCGCGUCGGGUGGCGACACGGACAUGACAGAUUACGUGGCCUAUGUCGCCAAGGACCCCAUCAACCAGAGAGCCUGCCACAUCCUGGAGUGCUGCGAGGGCCUCGCCCAGAGCGUCAUCAGCACUGUGGGCCAAGCCUUCGAGCUGCGCUUCAAACAGUACCUGCACAGCCCCCCCAAGGUGGUCGUCCCCCCUGAAAGGCUGACCGGGAUGGAGGAGUCGGCCUGGGGGGACGAGGAGGACAUGGAACACAAUUACUACAACAGCAUCCCAGGGAAGGAGCCGCCCCUGGGUGGGCUGGUGGACUCCAGGCUCACCCUGACACAGCCCUGUGCCCUCGGGGCCCUGGGAGCUCUCAGCCAGGGAGCAUCUCCUCCUCGAAGGGACACCCACGGUCUGCACUGGGAGCCAGGCCCCUCAGCUCCGCCAGGAGAUGGCUACGUGCAGGCAGAUGCCCAGGGGCCCCGAGACUAUGAGGACCACCUGUAUGUCAACACGCAGGGGCUGGACGCCUCAGAGCCUCCACAGCCCGAGGACAGCCCCAAGAAGGACCUGUUUGACAUGCGACCCUUCGAGGACGCGCUGAAGCUGCACGAGUGCUCCGUGGCCGCGGGCGCGGCAGCCGCCCUUCCCGUGGAGGACCAGUGGCCCAGCCCCCCGACCCGCAGGGCCCCCAUCGCCCCCACGGAGGAGCAGCUGCGGCAGGAGCCCUGGUACCACGGCCAGAUGAGCCGUCGGGCGGCGGAGAAACUGCUGCGAGCCGACGGCGACUUCCUGGUGCGGGACAGCGUCACCAACCCCGGGCAGUACGUGCUCACCGGCAUGCACGCCGGGCAGCCCAAGCACCUGCUCCUGGUGGACCCCGAGGGCGUGGUUCGGACGAAGGACGUGCUGUUUGAGAGCAUCAGCCACCUGAUCGACUAUCACCUGCAGAAUGGGCAGCCCAUCGUGGCGGCUGAGAGCGAGUUGCACCUGCGAGGUGUGGUCAAGCGGGAGCCCUGA